UGCAAUUCAUGACUCUGUACACUAUAGACAAGUGUACUAUUAAAAUUUUGAUACAUAAAUUUUUAUUUAUCACAUAAAAUUUAUGAUAAAAUAUAUUUUGCAUUGUUAUUCAACUAUAAAGUAUUAAUAAAAAUUUCUGGAAACAAUGGCAGCAUUUUUUAGUCAAUCAUCAGAGCAAGCGUAUGAUGAAGACGACGAAGUCAGUGGCAAGAAGAGAAAAAUAAUCAUCCAUUCGGAUGACAGUGACAAAGAUGAAAAUUCAGACGAUAAAAGUUUGAAAAGUGGAAAUGCGGAAAGUGACGAUGAUAAUAAUUUUGACGAUCGUCUAGAGGACGAAGACUAUGAUUUAUUAGAAGAAAAUUUGGGUGUACCUAUUCAAAGAAGACGUUUCAAACGUUUAAAACGAAUGCCCAUUAAUGCAUCUGACGAUGAAGAAGAAGAAGAAGAUGCGGAGGCUACGAAACAAGAUAUUGCUACUAGCUUAUUCAAUGGUGGUGAUAACGUGAAUGAUGGACGUAGUUCAAGUGUCGAGUCUGAUCACCAAGUAUUUGAUCUCGACAACAGUAAUGAAGAAGCUUCAUCAGACGAAGAUGAUUUUAUAGUUGACAACAAUGAUAGACCUUUGCCGAAAAGAAAAAGAUAUUCUGGUGCUGACUCUGCUUUAAAUGACGCACGAGAAAUUUUUGGAAUAAAUUAUGAUUUCAAUGAGUUUAACAGUCAGUGUGACGACGAUACUUACGAAGAAGAAGAUGAAGACGAGGAAGAUACUGGGGGUGUAUCUGGACGCGGUAGUCUUCCAUCUAGGCGACAAAAAAAGAAACAAAAAAAAAGUUCUACAAAGAACAGUACUGAUAUUUUUCAUGUUUAUGAACCAGCUGAACUACAGCAAGCACAUUACACGGAUUUCGAUCACCAAAUUCGAAGCACAGACAUCCCAGAGAGGAUGCAAUUGCGUGCAACACCGAUUACUCCUGUAGCCACAGGAUCUGAUGAGCUUGAUCAGGAAGCAGAAUGGAUAUACAAGCAAGCAUUCUCUCAGACUAAAAUUCUCCAACAAGUUGAAGAUUAUUCGAGUGGAUUUAAUGAUUUUCAAUCUAAGGGUCCAGAAUCUGUAGAGAAAAUAAAAAAUGUAUUAAACUUUAUGCGUAAUCAGCAUUUCGAAGUACCUUUUAUAUUUUUUUAUAGAAAAGAAGAAAUUCAACCAGAGUUGAACAUGAACGAUUUGUGGAAGAUAUAUCAGUUUGACGUUAAAUGGUGUCAAUUACGGCAACGUAAAGAUAAGUUGAUUCGUUUAUUUGAAAAUAUGAAAGAUUUUCAACUUGAUGAAAUUAUCAAAUACCCUGAUCAACCUCUCCCAGAUGAUGUUAGAAUAAUUAAAGAAGAUGAUAUUGAACAACUAAAGAAUGCACAAACUGACGAAGACUUAAAAGAUGCUUAUAACCACUUCAUGCUUUACUACAGUCAUGAAAUUUCGGCAAUGCAAACGGCUGUGAAAUUGAAAGCGGAAAAAGCCAGGCUACUGAAAAAAAUGGAAAAGCGUAAGCAGCAACUGGAAGCUGAGCAAAAUGGUGAAGAUCAGAGCGAUAAUGAGCUAGAAGAAGUUGAUAAUAAUCUCAAGCAAGCUAUACGUCGGGGACCUUACACAUAUUACAGACGAGCUGGGCUCUGUACUUUUGCCAAAAAAUUUGGUCUCACGCCGGAACAAUUUGCUGAAAAUUUAAGAGAUAAUUAUCAGCGUCACGAAGUUGAUCAGGAUGCUAUUGAACCCAGUGUAUUAGCCGAAGAUUUUCUGGGAAAAUUUUACCAGUCAACUGAACAAAUUUUGAAAGCUGUUACAUCAAUGGUGGCGAUCCAAUUGGCUCGAGAACCUAUUUUGCGAAAAAGCGUACGUGAAAUGUAUAUGGAACGUGCUAAGAUAUCAGUACGACCCACUAAAAAAGGUUUCAAACAAAUAGAUGAAAAUCAUCAUCUUUACACUGUUAAAUAUUUGAAGGAUAAGCCUAUUAGAGAAAUGGUUGAUCAUAUGUGGCUGAAGUUAUUAGCAGCUGAAAAAGAUGGCCUGAUAAAAAUGACUCUAAGCGAUACAGUUGAAGGCACGAAUAGUUCUGAUUUUAUUGAAGACUUCAAACAAUUAUACGUCAGAGAUGAAUUUAGUAAAAAUGUUCAGGAUUGGAAUGAUUUACGUAAAGCCAGUGUAGAGUUGGUUUUUAAAAAUUACGUUAUACCAGACUUGAAGAAUGAGCUUCGUUCAAAAAUAACUACCGAAGCUGUGGAGUCAAUAAUACAAUUAUGCUGUCGUAAAUUAUCCAAUUGGAUUAAAUUUGCACCUUACACCUGUGAGUUUUAUAAUGUUGAUGAAAAUAAUGAUACUGAAACGUGGCAAACUACCUCAGGUAUUCGGUCAAUGGGAAUUUCUUACGUCCCUGAUUCUUACGAAGCUGCUUUUGCCGCGAUGGUUGCUCCAACUGGAGACGUUGUUGACCAUUUAAAACUUCCUCAUUUGUUGAAACGAAAAAAUAGUUACAAUGAGAACGAAAAACUUCUCAAAGAAUCGGAUUUACUCUGUCUAAAAAAUUUCAUUCGCAAGUUUAAACCUCAUGUUAUUGUUGUCGGCGGUGCAUCCAGAGACGCACAGACGAUUGUUAACGAAGUUAGAGAAUGUUUGACAACUCUCAGUGACGAGGAACAGUAUCCCGCUAUACAAGUAGAAAUAUGCGACCCAAAUGUAGCCAAAGUUUAUUCACUCAGUAAUAGAGGAGUAGCUGAAUUCAGCAACUAUCCACCUCUACUAAGAGAAGCUAUUUCUCUAGCUCGGCGUUUACAGGAUCCUCUGGGUGAAUUUUCUCAGCUUUGUAAUUCAGAUGAAGAUUUAUUAUGCUUGAAAUUUCACCCGCUUCAAGAUUUACUGCCAAAAGAAGAACUUUUGGAGAAUUUGUACAGAGAGUUUGUCAAUAAGGUCAACGAAAUUGGUGUUGAUCUUAGUAAAAAUAAAAUUUAUAAUGAUACUUUACUCCAAUUUGUCUGUGGAUUAGGUCCAAGAAAAAGUCGUGGAUUGUUAAAAAUAUUAAAAGACAAAAAUACUAUGCUGGAAAAUCGGACUCAAUUAGUGACUGUUUGUCAUAUGGGUCCAAAAGUGUUCAUUAAUUGUUCUGGAUUUAUAAAAGUAGAUACGACUGCUCUCGAGGAACGUACCACUGACGCUUACAUUGAGCCUUUAGACAGCACAAGAAUUCAUCCUGAAACUUAUGAAUGGGCUCGAAAAAUGGCCGUCGAUGCUAUGGAAUACGAAGAUGAAAAUUCGCAUCACGUCGGCGCGGUUGAAGAAGUAAUGCAAACUCCUGAGAAGCUUCUGGAUCUAGAUCUAGACGCUUUUGCAACUGAAUUAGAGAAACAGGGUUUUGGAAAUAAAACUACCACACUCUAUAGCAUCAGAACGGAAUUGACGGAGCGUUAUAAAGACCCUCGAUCACCCUAUGAGUCUCUUUCCUCGGAAGAAUUAUUCACGAUGCUUACCAAAGAAAGCGCCGAGACUUUCUGUGUAGGAAAAUUAAUCAAUGCAACAGUAAUUGGAUUUAGGUUUAAAAAACCCGACACUGAACAAAGGGAUCAGACAAAUCCAGUGAAAAAUGAUGAAACUGAGCUCUGGGAAUGCCCGUUUUGUACAAAGAAUAAUUUUUCUGAACUUGCAGAUGUUUGGAAUCAUUUUGAUGAAGAUUCAUGUCCUGGUAAAGCUAUUGGUAUUCGACUGCGUUUGGACAACGGGUUGUCUGGAUACAUUCACGUGAAAAAUAUAUCUGAUCAACAUGUCGAUAAUCCUGAGGAUAGAGUGCAAAUACGACAAACAAUAUUGUGUCGUGUUACUAAAGUUGACAUGGACCGUUUCAGCUGUGAGUGCUCCAGUAAAAGUAGCGACCUCACUGAUGAAAACAACACAUGGCGACCUGCCAAAGAUACUUACUACGACCUAGAAGCUGAGGAAGAAGAUAACAGAGCUGUAGAAGAGAUCAAAAAAGAUAAACAGCACGUUUAUGUUAAACGCGUCAUCAUUCAUCCCUCAUUUUAUAACAUAAGUUUUGCUGAAGCUGAAAAAAUGAUAAAAUCCAUGAAACAAGGUGAAGCUAUCAUCAGACCUAGUAGCAAGGGUACUAAUCAUUUGUCAGUUACUUGGAAAGUUACUGAUGAUAUUUUUCAACACAUCGAUGUUGUCGAAGAAGAAAAAAGCAACGUUUAUACUCUAGGACGCAGUCUAUGGAUUGGAACCGAAAAUUUUGACGAUUUGGAUGAAAUUAUUGCAAGAUAUGUUAAUGUUAUGGCUGGUUACGUCUCGGAGAUACUGGAAUUCAAAUAUUACAACAAAGAGGUCCUGGGUUUUAAAGAUAAAGCUCAAGAAAUCUUAAAGGAGCUGAAAAAAAAUAAUCCCACUGGCAUUCCUUAUAUUAUAUCCGCUUCUAAAAAUCAUCCUGGUAAAUUUUUGCUCUCAUAUCUUCCACGAGAAAAAUGUUAUCAUGAGUAUAUUACUGUCACGUCGCAAGGAUUUCAAUUUCGUAAUGAAGUAUUCAAUAAUCUUGAUUUGUUAGUACGUUGGUUUAAAAAACAUUACAGAGAUCCAAUUGUUGAGCCUCCACAAUCAGAACUAACACCGAAAGAUACUCCUUCGGACUUUGCUGGCUUAGCUGCUUAAAUUUGUGUUUAGUACUAUAGUGUUGACAUUUAUUAUUCACUGUUAGUUAAGUAGUUAAAAAGUAUUACUAUCUUUAUAACUUUAUUUAAGUAUUUGUGUUUAUUUCUGGAUAAAUCAUUUGUUGCUAUUGUAUCCAGUUAUAUAUAUUUUUU
This is a messenger RNA of Cotesia glomerata, 4833 nucleotides long. RefSeq names its product transcription elongation factor SPT6-like. Bases 146 to 4681 code for a protein of 1511 amino acids. Gene Ontology annotation, cellular component: transcription elongation factor complex. The record is from RefSeq and is a predicted model, not a curated record. Gene Ontology annotation, molecular function: nucleosome binding; DNA binding; histone binding. NCBI's taxonomy places the organism in Eukaryota, Metazoa, Arthropoda, Insecta, Hymenoptera, Braconidae. Gene Ontology annotation, biological process: mRNA transcription by RNA polymerase II; transcription elongation-coupled chromatin remodeling; nucleosome organization. The transcript has 4 exons.